GGGACACUGGUGAGAUACUUCAGUUAUGGCGGCGAUGUAUUGGUUUUAAGUAUUAAAAGUUUUCCCUCAACUCUUGAAAAUCAACAUUGUUUUGCUUUUUAUUGUAACCUUAAUAUCAGAGUUGAUGGUAUUAAAUGUACCUUAAUAUUAAAAAAACAUGCAGAAUGUAGCUCACAAUUCAAAUUGUGAUAGGCCUAGUGAUAGUGAAACAAAUGAGAUUGGCCAAGACCAUUCUGGCUCCUCGUCACCUUUAAGUGGAAAUAUAAACGUAGAAAGGGGACCAAGCGUCGCAACAUUACAAGCUCAAUACAUGGCUGAAUUAUCAGAAAGUGAAGAAGAUGAUGUUUCCGACGUAAGUGCAGUUGACUCAUUUAUAUUGGAACAAGGAGUGGAUGAUGAAAAUGAUUUUGGGAACAACUUUUUAUUGCAGGACCCAACUGAUGGUCGGUUUGAUGCGGAAACUCAGUGUCGUUUGGAAGCAUUAUUAGAAGCAAGUGGGUCUAUUCUUCAAGAUGAGCAAUUGGAAUCUAUUUAUUCUGCUGGUACUUCCUAUGCCAGGCAUCCAUCAUAUUGUAGCUCUAAGUACAGUAGGACACCAAAAAUCCACAACCCUGAAAUCCACGAGUCCCUAGAACCCGGUUUUACACCUGAACGCAUACAGUCGGAUGUAGAGUAUUAUAUGCAAGAUCUUGAAUUCUCGGAUGAUAUGUAUGCAAAUAAAGAGGUAUUAAAAAGGCUGACUUCAUCUGUCAAUUGUGCGCUAGAUGAAGCUGCUGCUGCCCUAAGUCACAUGAGGCCAUGUACUCUGGCUGAAGCUUGUAGUCAUGGUGAUUUAAAUACAGUUAAAAAGCUUUUAGAUGAAGGCAGAAAUGUUAAUGAAGUAACAGAAGAUGGUGAAAGCUUAUUAUCUUUAGCCAGCUCAUCAGGAUACAAAGAGCUAGCGCAACUCCUGCUCGCAAUGAAUGCAAAUGUUGAUGACCGGGGUAUGAAAGAUAUGACACCUCUCAUGGAAGCAGCUAAUGCAGGUCAUUUAGAUUUGGUUAAAUUGCUUAUUCAACAUGGUGCUGAUGUAAAUGCUCAGACAUCUCAAGAGAAAAAAAUGAAAGGUGCAAAGGCUAAAAAUCAAGACCUAAGUAUGAAAGCUCAGCAAGAGAUGCACGGCACAUUGCCAUCUAUAGUGUGCCCUGAAGGCAACACCCCUCUAAUGUUUGCUUGUGCUGCUGGGCAUGAAGAUAUUGUGAAAGUGUUACUUGAUGCUGGAUCGCACAUUGAAGAUCACAAUGAGAAUGGGCACACACCACUCAUGGAAGCAGCUAGUGCGGGUCACGUUGGAGUAGCUAAACUUCUAGUAGAAAGAGGUGCCAGCAUCAAUACCCAUUCAAACGAAUUUAAAGAAAGUGCUCUUACUUUGGCCUGCUACAAAGGUCAUCUGGAGAUGGUUCGGUUUCUAUUAGAAGCUGGUGCCGAUCGUGAACACAAGACAGAUGAAAUGCAUACAGCUCUCAUGGAAGCUUCCAUGGAUGGUCAUGUGGAAGUUGCUAGAUUACUGCUCGAUUCUGGUGCACAAGUCAACAUGCCCGCUGAUAGUUUUGAAUCUCCUUUGACUCUUGCUGCAUGUGGAGGACAUGUUGAACUAGCAAUGCUUUUACUAGACCGUGGAGCAAAUAUUGAAGAAGUUAAUGAUGAAGGAUACACACCUUUAAUGGAAGCUGCACGUGAGGGUCAUGAAGAAAUGGUGGCUCUAUUACUCAGUCAAGGAGCUGAUAUAAAUGCUCAAACUGAAGAAACUCAAGAAACUGCUUUAACAUUAGCUUGUUGUGGUGGCUUUUUAGAAGUUUCAGAUUUCCUUAUUAAAGCAGGUGCUGAUAUUGAGUUGGGUGCAAGCACUCCUUUGAUGGAAGCUGCUCAAGAAGGUCACCUGGAACUUGUGAGAUACCUCAUUGGCUCUGGUGCCAAUGUAAAUGCCACUACAGCUACCGGUGAUACUGCAUUGACAUAUGCAUGUGAAAACGGUCAUACGGAUGUUGCUGAUCUACUUUUGCAAGCAAAUGCGAAACUGGAACAUGAGUCUGAGGGUGGAAGGACUCCGUUGAUGAAAGCAUCCCGAGCAGGUCAUUUAUGUACAGUGCAGUUUUUAAUAUCCAAAGGUGCCAAUGUCAAUAAGCAGACUACAAAUAACGACCAUAAUCCUUUAUCCCUUGCAUGUGCUGGUGGUCACCUUCCUAUUGUUGAACUCCUACUGGCUCAUGGAGCAGAUCCAACACAUAAGUUAAAGGACAAUUCAACAAUGAUAAUUGAGGCUUCCAAGGGUGGGCAUACUGCAGUUGUCCAGCUGUUAUUAGACUACCCAAACAGUUUGCUUGCGUCACCUCCACCUCCCCCUGAGCUUUCACAAGUCUCAAAUCAUUCUGUAGAGUCAAAUGAAGCUCCUCGAGUUCCUCCUCAUGGUCUUCAAGUUUUCCCCCCUCAAGAAGCUGAGCAGCAAAAUACUGUGCCUAAUAGCUCAUGUUUGGGAAAUACUCAAUCUGGAGUUCCUCGUAUUCAAGACCUUCUACGUGAGUCUUUACCAAAUGGAACUUCUAGCUUGCCAAAGCCAAAAUCUGUUCAACGAAAGAAUGCACAGGUUAAAAAUAAUGAGGCCCCCUCCUCCUCAUUUUGUGAAAAUACCAAUAGAUACCAUUUCCGUAACAAGAAUAAUGCUGCUGCACAAGUGAACUCUAUGUCUAUUCAAACAGAAAACAUAAAUGGUAAAUGUGGUUUGGAUAAUGAUUUAUCAAAUUUCAUGGGAGGAGGAGGGGGAAUUAUCGAUCUUGAUCAAAAUAAUAUGAAACCUAGUGAACGUCUAGAAGCUUGCAUUAAUACUAUGAUGAAAAAAGCAGAAAUGAUGAAUCCUAGUCCUGAAGAACAAAUUUUUCAAAAACAACAGAUAUUAGAAGAGCUGCAGCGAGUUGAAAGAGAACUUCAAGAAAAAGCUCAGGCACAACUAUUAUUGAAUGCCCAACAUCAGCAUCACCACCAAAAUUUACAGGGGUUGGGCACUAUUGUCACAGGGACUCCAACUAUUACUACAUUGAGCAAUAAUAUUCCAAAUACAUUUACUAAUGGUUCUGGUGCUCACACACAACAAUUGCUGAUCAAUAAUGGCACUUUAUUAGAUAUCAAAUCUCUUUCUGCAAUUACUGAUAUUUCUUCCAUGUCUAAUCAACUUGGUUUAAAUCUUAGGUCAACUUCUGGUAAUAAUAUUACUUUUCCUUUAGCUGUACAUGCUCAGCAGUUAUAUCAUCAACAACAACAACAGCAGCAGCAGCAGCAUCACCAGCACCACCAUCAUCAGCAGCAGCAUCAGUUACAACAGCAACAGCACCAGCAACCACAACAAAUGCCCCCAGUCCAGCCGCAGCAAAAACCUCUGCAACCUCUACAACAGCCAACAAUAACUUCUACAUCCAUAGGACCAGAUUAUUAUAAAGCCCGUGCCACUGCAAAACCUGCAAAACAACCAAAAACAAAUGUAAUAAAGCAAGUACAUCAACAGCCAUUUCAAACACAACCAAAUCAGCUACCAAAUGAAGUAAAGGUUGAAAACCUAAAUAGAAUGGAAGAUAUGGAGAAAGUUAAUUUCAGGAACAUUGUGUUUAAUGAACAGCAACAAAUGCAACUGCAGCAGCAAAUGUUACAACAGCAUACUCAACAACAAUUUGUCCUGUCAGAAUUUACACAAAAUCUUACUCUCAGGGGUGCAGGUACUGAAUACUGUGACAACGCUAUUGCUGGAAUUAUGCAUGCAAUGGGUGGCUUAAAGCUCUCAACUGAUAAUACACAAACACACGCCAUUCCUAUGUAUGACCCUGUAAGUGUUGGACAAGCUCUUCUGCAGCAGCAGUUGCAGCAGCAGCAUUUAGUUCAGCAUCAGCAGUUAACUCAAGUCUUGGAACAAGAAACAAAAAGGGUACAACAACAACAGAAACAGCAAACGCAGCAACAACAGCAGCAUAUCCAGUUUCAUCAGCAGCUCAUGAAACAUUAUGAAAAGUAUAAUAAGCCUUUAAAGGGAAAACCCACUAAUAUUCCAGGACAGACUGUACUUCAAACAGGACAAACAACCUUAACUUCUUUUCAGAAUCCAACACCAGAAUUACUUAAACAGCAAUUUGCUGCUUGUGGAGAAACAUGUACGCUUGUUGGAAACAUUCCACUUGAUGGAACUGGAGUUUUGACUUUAACUAGUCCACCAUUUCCUGUAUCAAUAGCUGUUUCACCCGUUUCUUUACCAUCACCAGUAUCUGUAUCAUCCAGCUGUGGAGCAUCUUUUGCACAUAAUUUGCCUUUAGAUGAAGGGCUCAUGGUAGCAGCUCCUGCAAGAACACUUCACGAAACCCUGGGGGAUAUAAUGACUGGUCCUACUACUCAACUAGCUGGUAACCAAAUGAAUUUGGUUCAACAAGGAUCACACUGUAGUGAAUCUUGCUUAAAUUUGGCAGCCGGUGGGAAGAACAGAAGCUUAUCUAUGUCAGCUUUAACUGGAGUUAGUGCAUCAACAUCGUUACCUUUAACGUACCACACGCUAGCACCUUCUGUUGCACCUUGUGUUCCAAUCCAAGUUUCAGCUAGCAAUGAAUGCAUUUCUCACCAUCUUCCCCACUUGAACCAUGUAACUACUGCUCCUUCUACUCCUGCUCCUCCACUAUAUCCUCCACUUGAUUUAAAUUCUCAGACGGACAGUAAUCAUGAUACAGCUCUCACUUUGGCUUGUGCUGGGGGGCAUGAAGAACUUGUCAGCCUGCUGUUGUCUCGAGGUGCAGACAUAGAACAUCGAGAUAAGAAGGGCUUCACACCGUUGAUGUUGGCAGCUACUGCUGGACACGCAGGAGUUGUGGACAUUCUUCUGAACCAUGGUACUGAAAUUGAAGCACAGUCGGAAAGGACCAAGGACACUGCAUUGUCGUUAGCGUGUUCAGGUGGACGUUACGAAGUGGUUGACAUUCUCCUCGCUCGUGGAGCAAAUAAAGAACACCGAAAUGUCUCAGAUUAUACGCCUUUGAGUCUUGCUGCAUCAGGUGGUUAUGUAAAUAUCAUCAAACUUCUUUUGAGUCAUGGUGCUGAAAUCAAUUCAAGAACUGGAAGCAAACUAGGUAUCUCACCUCUUAUGCUUGCAUCUAUGAAUGGCCACGUACAAGCUGUAAAACUAUUGCUAGAUAUGGGUAGUGAUAUAAAUGCUCAAAUCGAAACAAACCGGAAUACUGCUCUUACCUUGGCAUGCUUUCAAGGACGCCAUGAAGUGGUUUCCUUGUUACUAGAUCGUAAAGCAAAUGUUGAACAUCGUGCAAAGACUGGGCUAACACCUUUAAUGGAAGCUGCAUCUGGUGGCUAUGUGGAGGUGGGAAAAGUGCUAAUUGAUAAAGGAGCUGAUGUUAAUGCUCCUCCUGUGCCUUCUUCUCGCGAUACUGCUUUGACUAUUGCUUGUGACAAAGGACAUUAUCGUUUUGUGCAGUUACUAUUAGAAAGAGAUGCCAUAAUUGAUGUUAAAAACAAGAAAGGAGAUUCUACCGUAUGGCUUGCUGCUAAUAGUGGACAUUUAGAAGUUAUCCAGUUAUUAGUUGCCAAUAAUGCAGAUAUUGAUAGCCAAGAUAACCGAAAAGUAUCUUGUCUUAUGGCUGCGUUUAGAAAAGGGCAUAUAAAAGUUGUUAAAUGGAUGGUGAAACAUGUCGCUCAAUUUCCGUCUGAUCAGGAAAUGGCCCGGUUUAUGAGUACUGUUACAGAUAAAGAGCUGCUCAAAAAAUGCAGUACUUGCGUUGAUAUCAUUAGAGUUGCUAAAGAAAAACAUGCUGCGGAAGCAAAUAAAAAUGCAAAUAUACUGUUAGAAGAAUUAGACCUGGAAAGAAGUAGAGAAGAAAGUCGAAAAGCUGCAGCUGCUAGACGGCGAGAACGAAAGAGAAGAAAAAAACGGGAGAAACAAGAACAGGAAAAAAGAAAUCAAUCUCACUUGAAGCAACCUUAUAAGAAAAAUGUUGAACAUCUGCUCCAAGGAAUCACUUCUUUCAACACCACACCUUUGUUAAGGGCUGCUAAAUCUGCUGCUGAAGAAUCAAAAAAGUCUGAAAAAAGUGAAAACCUAUUGAAACAGUCAUUGGGUGUUCAAAGUGACCAGUCAGAUGUCGAAGAUGAAGAUGAUGAAGAGGAAGAUGAGGAGGAGGAGGAGGAAGAAGAAAAAGAUGAAGAUCCUGUGGAAACUAUUGAACCAAUUCUAAGGUUACCUGCUACAAGUAGUAGUCCAUUAAAAACAAAGCCUCCUACUGCAAGUACUUUCCCUUCAAGUACAGAAAUAAAAUGUAAAGAUGUCAAUCAAGAACCUGAUGCAAAUACUUCUACAAAUCAGAAAGGCAGUAAUGAACCUUCUAGGUCGGAGAAAAGAAGAGAGAGAGAUAAAACAAAGACUCAGGAAAAAAUUAAAAGAAGUUUAAUGAACAAGAUACAAGUUUCUGAAAAUAGAAAUGUUGUAAAUGAAGUUGUAGUUGCUGAGAAACAUACCCCUAAAAGCUCCGAAUCAUCAAUUGUGAUAACUUCCUCAAUUCCAUGUAAUAGAAAUAGUAAAAAACGAAAUCAAAAACAUGAAAGUAGUCCCACAAACUGCACAAGUGUCAAUUCCCUGCCAGUUUCAAAAAAUAUUGCUAUUAGCUGUCCUGCUGCGACUCAGCUGACGACCGCUGAUGUGAAAUGUCAGAACCUUGUUCAUAAGAAUUACAAGCAAAAAGAAAUUCUCAUUAAUGGCAUUAGUGGAAAUGCUGUAUCUGAUUAUGAAGAUAUUUGUGCCCUUAUUGCUCAGAAUUCAACUAUAAGAGGAAAAAGCAAAAGCUCUGAAAAACUUGGCUUGGAUUCGCUGGGAGAGCUUGCUCUCGAUCUUCCAACUGAAGUUGCUCUUACAGCAGGUCUCAGAAGUCCUUCUACUUCUUGUUUACCUCAUUCUCUGAAAAGUCCUUUGACUAACAGUGCUUCACCUAAGAAGUGGCAGAAAAGAGAUGAAGGCUGGAAAGAGGUUGUUAGGAGGUAAGUUUUGAAGCAAAAUUUCAAGAAAUGUAUAACCAUCGAUUUUGAAUUCAGUAUGUUGGGACCCCAAUUUGGGAAGAGCAGAAAACCCAGAACUUUAUUUCCUCCAGAUUAAAAAAAAAAAAAUCAAUAUUCUUUUGACAUUUUAAAUAUACAAAAUUGUUAUCAUUUGUUUA
Messenger RNA from Uloborus diversus, 7220 nucleotides. RefSeq names its product ankyrin repeat domain-containing protein 17-like. Gene Ontology annotation, biological process: innate immune response. Lineage: Eukaryota; Metazoa; Arthropoda; Arachnida; Araneae; Uloboridae. Bases 158 to 7048 code for a protein of 2296 amino acids. Gene Ontology annotation, cellular component: cytoplasm. The record is from RefSeq and is a predicted model, not a curated record. The transcript has 26 exons. Gene Ontology annotation, molecular function: protein binding.